AUGGACCAUGAGCGCAGAAGCCGGAGUUCGUCCCGUGAAAGGGGUGAGAGCUGGAAGCGGAGAGACCGAUUCAACAAGGAGAAAGCAGAAGAGCGUCAUGAGGAGAGCCGGGAUCGUGAGGAGCAAAAUGAACGGAACUCGAUAUUAGAGCAGCUGGAAAGAGAACGUCGUACCGUCUUUGUACGUGGCUUAACGACGGAAGCGACAGACAGUGAGAUCAUCUCAUUUUUUAAGUCUGCCGGAACGGUAGUGACGGUUAAACAAAUCAUCGAUCAAAUCACUCAACAUUCGCGAGGGUUUGGUUAUGUGGAGUUUCAAACUAUAGAAGAAGCUAAUAAAGCUAUAAAUAUGAGUGGGAAAUUUUUUAAAGAAGGAAUUCCUUUGUUUGUGGCCGAUUCAAAUUCUCAACAAAAUAGAAACGUGUCAACAGUGGCUGCUUUGCCACUGGAAAGUAAAACUAUUCGAGUUAGAAAUUUAAUUAAACAAUUAGAUUUGGACGAUAUUAAUCAGGUCUUUGGAGUGACCGGAACGAUCGUCAAAAGAGAGUUGAAAAGAGAUGGAGAUUUCAAUUGCGCACUUAUAGAAUUCGAAACUAUAAAACAAGCUAAAAAAGCUAUUGAGUUAUACGACGGCCGAAAAUUCGGAAACGUCAAGUGGGAAGUCUUUUCGGUGAAAGAGAAUGGGUCAGAUUGUAUCAAUGAAGAUGAUGAGAAGUUAUUAGCGCAAAGAACAAAAGAGAUGAUGAUGCAAAGAUUGCAGGGUGGCGGAACGGUGUUUGAUCAAGAAAAUAAAGAGGGUCGAAAAGCCUUAUUUGUUCAGAACAUGUUCUCUUUAGCAAAAGAAAAAAGUGGAUUUGAGGCGGAAUUGAGGGAUGAUGUGUUCGAGGAAUUAAAGCAAUACUGCCGCGUGAAAGACGUGAUUGUCGAUAUCCAUCACCCUAAAGGCGUCGUCUAUGUCGUUUGUGAAACAGCUUUAGAUACUCAAAAAGCAUUUUCAGUACUUAACUUGAGAUGGUUUAAUAUGAGACUCAUUCGAGCCGAGUACUUCCCGGAAAACAAGGUGCCAGUGAUUAAAAAUUGA
Molecule: messenger RNA, 1080 nt
Organism: Entamoeba invadens IP1
Lineage: Eukaryota; Evosea; Mastigamoebida; Endamoebidae
Product: protein HRB1, putative
Exons: 1
Coding region: 1-1080 (359 amino acids)
Biological process (GO): mRNA processing
Cellular component (GO): nucleus
Molecular function (GO): RNA binding
Source: RefSeq, a predicted model, not a curated record